Molecule: messenger RNA, 2642 nt
Organism: Pogona vitticeps (central bearded dragon)
Lineage: Eukaryota; Metazoa; Chordata; Lepidosauria; Squamata; Agamidae
Source: RefSeq, a predicted model, not a curated record
AUGUGGUGUGGACGCCGCCUCCUCGAAGGCACCGUCGGGCCUGGAGCGCUACGGACUGAGCGAACAGCGCAGCCGCUUCGAGUACCCGCCGCCGCCGCCUCCCCCGGGCAGCCUGAGCGGAAGCCAUGCGGGCCGCCUGCCCAACGGCCUGGGGGGCCCCAACGGCUUCCCCAAAGCCCCCGACGAUGGGCCGCCGGAGCUGAAUCGCUGGACGCCGCCUCCUCGAAGGCACCGUCGGGCCUGGAGCGCUACGGACUGAGCGAACAGCGCAGCCGCUUCGAGUACCCGCCGCCGCCGCCUCCCCCGGGCAGCCUGAGCGGAAGCCAUGCGGGCCGCCUGCCCAACGGCCUGGGGGGCCCCAACGGCUUCCCCAAAGCCCCCGACGAUGGGCCGCCGGAGCUGAAUCGCCAGAGCCCCAAUUCCUCCUCCUCGUCGUCGUCCUCGUCCUCUUCCUCCAGGCGAGGGGCGCACGGCGGUUUGGUGAGCGGCCUCCCUCCCGGCAGCGCCGCGGCCCAGCUCAACGUGCCGCCUAACCUCCUGCCCCAAACGUUGCUCAACGGGCCGGCCGCCUCCGGGGUGUCUCUGCCGCCGCCGCGGGGACCCCCGACCUCCUCGUCGUCCUCGUCCUCCUCCUCAUCCUCCUCCUCCUCGUCGUCUUCCUCGGGCGAUCCGUGCGGGAAGCGGCCCGGCUCGGUGUCCAGCAGCGGCGACCAGGAGCGGGAGCUCAAGGAGAAGCAGCGCAACGCCGAGGCGCUGGCCGAGCUGAGCGAGAGCCUCCGCAACCGGGCCGACGAGUGGGCCAGCAAGCCCAAGCUGGUGCGCGAGACGCUGCUGACGCUGGCGGGCUGCACCCCUUACGAGGUGCGCUUCAAGAAGGACCACGCGCUCCUGGGCCGCGUCUUCGCCUUCGACGCCGUCUCCAAGCCCGGGCUGGACUACGAGCUGAAGCUCUUCAUCGAGUACCCGAGCGGCUCCGGCACGGUCUUCUCGAGCGCCUCCGGCGUGGCCAAGCAGAUGUACCAGGACUGCAUGAAGGACUUUGGCCGCGGCCUCUCCUCGGGCUUCAAGUACCUCGAGUACGAGAAGAAGCACGGCUCGGGCGACUGGCGCCUCCUGGGCGACCUCCUCCCGGAGUCGGUGCGCUUCUUCAAGGAGAUGGUGGGCGCCGACAUGCUCCCGCAGCCGUACCUCGACGCCUCCUUGUCGGCGGGGGGCUUCGGCGGGGUGCCGCCGCCUCCUCCGCCGCCGCCCCUGGGGCCCCACUCGAACCGGACCACCCCACCGGAGUCGGCCCCGCAGAACGGGCAGUCGCCCAUGGCCGCCCUCAUGUCGGUGGCUGACACCCUGGGCAAUGCCCACUCGCCCAAGGACAGCAGCUCCGUGCACUCGACCACGUCGACGAGGCGCAACAGCAGCAGCCCCGUCUCGCCUGCCUCGGUGCCCGGCCAGCGCCGCCUGGCCUCCCGCAAUGGGGACAUGAACCUGCAAGUGGCCCCCCCGCCCCCCAGCGCCCACCCCGGCAUGGACCAAGUGCACCCCCAAAACAUUCCAGACUCGCCCAUGGCCAAUAGCGGACCCCUGUGCUGCACCAUUUGCCACGAACGCUUGGAGGACACCCACUUUGUGCAGUGCCCUUCGGUGCCCAGCCACAAGUUCUGCUUCCCUUGUUCCCGGGAGAGCAUCAAGGCUCAGGGGGCGACGGGCGAAGUCUAUUGCCCCAGCGGCGAGAAAUGCCCUUUAGUCGGUUCCAACGUGCCUUGGGCAUUUAUGCAAGGCGAGAUUGCGACCAUUUUAGCCGGGGAUGUGAAAGUGAAAAAGGAGAGAGACCCUUAAACAAAACAACAUAACACACAGCAAAAUCCGACUCCCUUCAGCUGCCUGAAGAUGUAGAAUUGUGAAUAUUGGAAAACAAAACACACGGGACAGGACUGCAAAAAGUUUAGUCUUAUGUAUAGACCUUAUUUUCGUCGUAUGUUUCUAUAUUUUGAAACAAAGGUAUGUACCCUUCUUCAUUUGAAGGAUAGAGCUGUUCUUUUUUUCGUUUUUGUUAAAACAGAAUAUAUAAUAUUGUUUGCUUACCACAUAAUACCUGUUUCUCAUUUCUUUGGCAGUGUGUUGGCUAGGUACAUGGUUAAAUAGCCCUUAGCGAUUACCUGCUGCUGGUGUGUAUUUUUGUAAAUGUAUGCACUUCUCUAAAAGGAAAAAAAAAGUUAAAAAAACACACAAAAAAACAAUCCCCUUUUCUUUUCGCCAAGGCCAGUGUUGAUGCCUAAAACAAUUUGCUACAAAAAUGGUGAGUUUACUUUUACAAGCCCAGAGUGUUAGUCUUUCACUUUUUGUUUCUGUUUUUUAAUUUCUUUUUGUUCCUUUGCAAAAUGGUGGGGUGAUAUAGGGAUGUGUUUUUUGUUGCAACUUUGUAAAAAAAAUGUUUCCGUUCCUUUCUACUGACCUGAACAUUUUUAAACUUCAUGUGUUUUUUGAUUUUUGCUUUAUCGAUGCACGAAGGCUUUUGAACACUAGAGCAAAAUUGCUGUACAUGGAAAAUAUGCUCUAUUUGUCCUUUAUACAUUUCUGUAGUUAACAGAACACUGUAAUGUGCCUUGGAGCUUAGUAAAUUGUAAUAAAUUCAAUUGAUAUUAAUA